UGGAGCAGAGCCGCUCCCGAUAAUUUGGGUAUGGAAAUAGUAAAGGGUUUAUGACAAAAUCCAAAAAGAGCGGGACAAAGCAUAACAGUAACAACCUCUCCGGUUGUAACUUGUAAGUGUCUGAACGCUAAGACGACGUCGUUCAUGUGGACUGUGAAUUGAAAUCGUAGACAAAUCAAUCAGAAGAAGAAGAAAGACAAGCAAAAAAAGAAUGGUGCACAGCGCCUACGAUUCCUUCGAACUCCUCAAUAAUUGUCCCACAAAAAUCGAUGCCAUCGAAUCAUACGGCUCAAAUUUACUCAUCGCCUGUUCCGAUGGAUCGCUCCGCGUUUACAGUCCGGAAUCCGCCGUUUCCGAUCAAUCUCCGCCGUCCGAUUUCCACUCCCAAACCUUAGGGCUUCAUCAAGAGCGGUACGUGCUUGAAAGAAGUGUGAAUGGAUUCUCCAGAAGACAAAUGCUGGCUAUGGAAGUUCUCGUGUCGCGAGAACUUCUGCUUUCUCUCUCGGAGUCCAUAGCGUUCCAUCGGUUGCCCAAUUUGGAGACUUUGGCUGUGAUAACUAAGGCUAAAGGUGCAAAUGUAUACUCAUGGGAUGAUAAAAGAGGGUUUCUUUGCUUCGGCAGGCAAAAGAGAGUUUGUAUUUUCAGACAUGACGGGGGAAGGGGAUUUGUGGAGGUGAAAGAAUUCGGAGUCCCUGACACAGUCAAGUCGAUGUCAUGGUGUGGUGAGAAUAUUUGCUUGGGGAUUAGAAGAGAGUACAUGAUAUUGAAUACCACCAAUGGUGCAUUGUCUGAGGUGUUUCCUUCAGGGAGGAUCGCCCCACCUCUUGUGGUGUCUCUUCCCUCAGGAGAACUUCUUUUGGGAAAGGAUAAUAUUGGUGUCUUAGUUGACCAAAAUGGCAAGUUGAUUCAAGAGGGGAGGGUUUGUUGGUCUGAGGCUCCUGCAGCUGUUGUUAUUCAGAAUCCCUAUGCAAUAGGUCUCUUACCACGGCAUGUUGAGAUACGUUCUCUUCGUGUUCCUUAUCCUUUAAUUCAAACAGUUGUCCUUCGGAAUGUUCGCCGUGUUGUUCGAAGCAACAAUGCUGUUAUUGUUGCUCUUGAUUAUUCUGUUUAUGGCUUUUUUCCUGUUCCUCUGGGUGCACAGAUUGUACAACUAACAGCAUCUGGAAACUUUGAGGAAGCCUUGGCUCUGUGCAAAUUGCUACCACCAGAAGAUUCAAGUCUUAGAACUGCAAAGGAGCAAUCGAUUCAUAUAAGAUAUGCGCACUUUCUAUUUGAAAAUGGGAGCUAUGAAGAGGCAAUGGAACAUUUUCUGGCAUCUCAAGUAGAAAUCACUUAUGUGCUCGCCUUAUAUCCAUCAAUUAUUGUUCCCAAAUCAUCUUUCAUACCUGAACCACAGAAAUUUCUUGAUGUCGCGGAUGCACCAUAUCUCUCCCGAGGUUCCUCUGGUCUAUCAGAUGAUCUGGACUCGACGCCUUCGAAUGUCUUAGAAUCUGAUGAAAUGGAUAUAGAAUCCAAGAAAAUGAGUCAUAACACUUUGAUGGGUCUGAUUAAGUAUUUGCAGAAGAAGAGAUAUAGUGUCAUUGAGAAAGCCACAGCUGAGGGAACUGAGGAGGUGGUUUCAGAUGCUGUAGGAGAUAAUUUCAUUUCCUAUGGAACUAGCCGGUCCAAGAAACCAGCCAAGGGAAGAACCCAUGCUCCAAUCACUUCCGUCGCUAGGGAUAUGGCUGCAAUUCUGGACACUGCACUCCUUCAAGCUCUACUUUUAACUGGACAGUCCUCAGCUGCUACAGAUUUUCUGAAAGCCCUCAACUAUUGUGAUGUGAAAAUAUGCCAGGAGUUUCUGCAGAAAAGAAUCCAGUAUGCUUGUCUGCUAGAACUUUAUAGAAGCAACUCAAUGCAUCGUGAAGCACUGAAACUUCUCCAUCAAUUGGUAGAAGAGUGCAAGUCAGAGCAAAUUCCUGUAGAGCUUUCAACGAAAUUCAAGCCUGAUAUGAUCAUUGAAUAUCUCAAACCCCUUUGUGCAACAGACCCCAUGCUUGUCCUGGAGUUCUCACUGCCUGUUCUUGAAAGCUGUCCUAUGCAAACCAUUGAGCUAUUCUUGUCUGGUAACAUUCCAGCAGACUUGGUGAACUCUUACUUAAAACAGCAUGCUCCAAACAUGCAGGCGACAUAUCUGGAACUCAUGCUUGCCAUGAAUGAAAAUAGCAUCUCCAGGAAUCUGCAGAAUGAAAUGGUGCAAAUUUAUCUCUCGGAAGUGCUUGAUUUGUAUGCUGAACUAAAUACCCAGCAAAAGUGGGAUGAGAAAACAUAUUCUCCGACAAGGAAAAAGCUAUUGUCUGCUUUGGAGAGUAUCUCUGGAUAUAACCCAGAGGUGCUGCUGAAGAGACUUCCACCAGAUGCUUUGUAUGAAGAACGUGCAGUUCUGUUGGGGAAAAUGAAUCAACAUGAACUUGCUCUGUCUAUUUAUGUGCACAAGCUUCACGUUCCUGAACUUGCACUGUCCUAUUGUGAUCGGGUGUAUGAUUCAGGACUUCAACAACAUUCAGCAAAAUCAUAUGGAAACAUUUACCUGACUCUACUGCAAAUCUAUCUAAAUCCUACGAAGACAACAAAAAAUUUUGAGACAAAAAUUACUAAUCUGGUAUCAUCUCAGAGCCCUGGGAUUCCAAAAGUUGGUUCAGGAACUACAGCAAAGAUAAAAGGAGGCCGCUCCAAGAAAAUUGCUGAAAUUGAGGGUGCCGAGGACAUUCGAUUCAGUCCAAGUGGCACUGACAGUGGUAGGAGUGAUGGAGAUAUGGAAGAUGUUGCUGAGGAAGGAGAUUCUACCAUUAUGCUAGAUCAAGUUCUUGAUCUUUUGAGCAGAAGGUGGGAUCGGAUCCAUGGGGCCCAAGCUCUGAAACUACUGCCAAGGGAUACGAAGCUACAGAAUUUGCUUCCAUUUCUUGGACCUCUUCUGAGGAAAUCCAGUGAAGCGUAUCGGAACUUUUCGGUGAUUAAAAGCUUGAGAGAAAGUGAAAACCUACAGGUCAAAGAUGAGCUGUAUAACCAAAGAAAAGCAGUCUUGAAGAUCACAAGUGAUAGCUUGUGUUCUCUUUGCAACAAGAAGAUCGGGACCAGUGUCUUUGCAGUCUAUCCUAAUGGUAAGACAAUUGUGCACUUUGUUUGCUUUAGAGAUUCACAGAAUAUGAAGGCAGUUGGAAGAGGCUCUCAGUUGAGGAAAAGAUGAUAAUGAGAAGUUGGAUUUGGAUUAACUGAGUUUUUGGGUUUGCUAUAUGUGUGGCAUUGAUUGCAGUUGUUCUUGUUAGUACCGUUUAACAUGUUCUGCGGCUUAAAGUUUUAAUUCGCCCUUAUUCCUAAAAGUAAACUUCUGCUCUCGUGUUUCUGGAAGUGUUCUGGUGUGUUUGCAUGAUUAUUGACUGUAUACCAAGAGAUAUGAAACGAGCUGGUGGUACACACGUGCAAGCAAUAAUGACAGUGCUUCUUGCAAAGGAAUGUGUAAUACAGAUGUUGUAUAUUAUGUCAAACGUUGAAGUAAAAUCUGAGGUUGUGUAAUGUGAGUCUGUAUUGAAAAAUAUUGAAGCUAGUAUUGGAGGUGUUUAUAACUUAUUUAUGAAGAGUGUCUUUGAAUGCAGUGUUUGUACCAACUCAGAUUGUGAAUGUUCAAUUAAUAUGCAAUGAUACACAAUUUUCUUUGU
Nicotiana attenuata is the source of this 3695-nucleotide messenger RNA. Its product is annotated as vam6/Vps39-like protein. Gene Ontology annotation, biological process: autophagy; vesicle-mediated transport; endosomal vesicle fusion. Gene Ontology annotation, cellular component: cytoplasm; membrane. The record is from RefSeq and is a predicted model, not a curated record. The transcript is spliced from 12 exons. Lineage: Eukaryota; Viridiplantae; Streptophyta; Magnoliopsida; Solanales; Solanaceae. Bases 212 to 3226 code for a protein of 1004 amino acids.